UUAGUAUUUUGUUGUUAAAGCUGGGCCGUUUAGCCUACCAUGUAUAAUUUAUUAAUGUACUCAGUGACAUUUUAUUCUUAACUUAAAUUGCCUUGUCAUUACCCUACCCUUGUGGUUUUAGAUUAUGUAGUUGUUACUGAUAUUAUUUGCAUGAAUACAACCAGAUGUAGGACUGUAAACAUUUUAUUUACCCCAGAAAUAUUUACCAACAAUCCCACCCACCCAAAAUAAUACCACAAUGUUAACAAAGAAUAACGCAAUUUCAGCUUCCUGUCACAUAUGUUAUUUCAUAGUGAGAAAAAAAAGUGGACUAGCAUGGUCUAACGCUAAGCUGCUAUCACCGGUGCACAUACUGAUGCGCUUGUGUUUGAAUCGGUUUUAUUGCUCUUUCAGCAAAGACUCCAGUCUAACUUUAACAACGUUUCUGUCCAUACAAUGCCUGAAAAAUAUAAAUAUUUAAAUGCAGUAGCAUAUAUUACUCUGAAGAAACUGUUUGCAGCUCACCCAGUGCUAGUGCAACAACAGUUUUUAAUGGUUGUAUACAAAAAUAAGUAUUUACUGCGAAGCACAGUUUCAGCACUAGUAAUUCUGGAAUAUUAUCAUAAAUGUGUGUGGUAUGGAUGAGUGCAUUCGUAAGUGUAUGUAGGUGUUCAAUUGUUUAACAGUCUGAUGGCACACAAAUAGACAGAGCCUCUACAACCAGAGGUGGACAAACUUUUUGCUUCAAUUUAGACCUCUCUGGCAACCUUUGUUGGUAAAACAGUCUAGCUAGUUUUUAAGCCUGCCCCUUUGGGAUUAUAAAGAACCUUUGCAACAAACUGGCAAAAUAAUGAACAGAAUGUAUAAUAAUAAUGAGCAGAAUCUUGAAGUAUGACCAAGGUCUGAACACCAGGUUUCUCCUGGAAAUAAUACAUUUUGUAAUUUUUUUAUUUAUUUGUUUAAAACCCUCUCAUGUUAUUAAUUAUUUUUUAUCAGCAGACAAAUAUCCCAAUGGAGACAGAGUGGUUGUGUCUCUGUGAGAAGUGCGGAAAGGAAUUCUCCAACAGUAGCCUGCUUUCCUCUCACCUUUGCACUGAUGAUUUAACCAGGAAGGGACAGUUGACCUGUUAUAAGUGUCCUUUGUGCGAUGAGGUCUUUCCCAUGCCAGGUGUACUGAAGCACCACUUCCAAAGCCAUUGGAAGGAGAGACCCGCAGGUCCCUUCCAGUGCUCCCAGGAGGGUUGCCAAUUCAGCGCUUCAGAGCGGUUGGUGUACCAGGACCACCUGCACUCACAGCAUGCUCUCACCCUGGUUCCUUGUACCUUCCGGUCUUGCACCUUUGCAUUUCACACGCAGUCUGAAAUGGAGAAGCACUGGCGUAGUCAUAUGCCCUUCCACUGCCCCCGCUGCGACUUUGUGGCGGCUCACGUUAAGCAGCUCAUUGCACAUGGUCUGGAACAUGAGCGACAACUAGCUGCACCUUCGAGUGACAAGGUGGAAACGAUGACAAGCCAGGCUGAAAAUAGCCAAUCGGUUCUGGAGACCAGCACCGGGAGGCCAAGGAGACCCCGGAAACGCAAUCCAGCUUUUGUGUCAUCUUCAUCGGAAGAAGAGGAUGAGCGUAGAAAAGAAAGGAAGCAGAACCGCAUCAACAAAAGAACCCGGGUGGAGGUGCAAAAAGACAAAUCAUCUGCAGCUACAAACAUAAAUGGGAACCCACCUAAAGAUCACAUCAUGGAGGGCACAGAGCAUAUGUAUCGCACUCACAUAUGCCCCGAGUGCCGCCGCUGUUUCAAGAUGCGCUCCCACCUCCUGGAGCAUCUCCACCUCCACUUCCCUGACCCCAGCCUCCAGUGCCCCAACUGCAACCACUACUUCACCAGCAAGAGCAAGCUGCGCAUCCACAUGCUUCGCGAAUCGGGCCAGAAGGUCCACCGUUGCUACCUGUGCGACUAUGCUGCCGUGGAGAGAAACUCGCUCCACCGUCAUCUGGCCAGCGUUCACGCUAACGAGGUGGAUGGAAACAUCCACACAGAUGUCUACCCCUGUCCCACCUGUGGCCAGAGCUUCCGUCAGAGUCAGGCCCUUAAGGCCCACAUGAAGUCCCACCACAUGUUGCGUGAUAGUCAGCCAAUGGCUUGCUUACAGGAGGGAUGCUCUUUUCAGACCUCUGACUGUAAGGAGCUCCAGAGACACACCGAUGAAACCCAUGGUUUCAAGGCUGUAAAAUGCCGCCACCAUGCCUGUAACGCCAUCUUCAGCAGUCUCCAGGACAUGGAGACCCAUCACCGGAUGCACCUGGCAUUCCACUGCUCACAUUGCGACUUCUCCUGCUCUAACAAAAGCCUUUUCCGGCAGCACAAGCGUCAAGGCCAUGCCGGGGACAAGGAGUUGACCUGCAACUUCUGCCCUUUUGCCACGUUUAACCCGGUGGAGUUCCAGCAGCAUGUCAGCCAUUUCCACGCCAGUGAAAAGAUACAUCAGUGCUCUCAGUGCAGUUUUGUCACGGCACACAGGCGGGUUCUUAGACGACACAUGCUUAUGCAUACUGGUGAGAAGCCCCACAAGUGUAACCUGUGUGAUUUUCGGUGCCGUGAUGAAACCUACCUCAAAAAACAUAUGCUUACCCACUCAGAUGACAAGAAUCAUAUGUGCUCUGUGUGUGGCUAUGUCACCAAAUGGAAGCACUACCUGAAUGUGCACAUGCGGAAACAUGCAGGCGAUCUCAGGUACCAGUGUGACCAGUGCUCCUAUCGUUGUCACCGCACAGACCAACUGAAUAGCCACAAGCUGCGACAUCAGGCCAAGUCACUGAUAUGUGAAGUCUGUGCGUAUACCUGCAAGCGCAAGUAUGAGCUUCGGAAGCACAUGCUCUUCAAGCAUUCUCAGGGCCAUCAGACUCCUGUCUUCCAGUGUAAAUACUGCUCAUAUCAGACAUGCUACCGGCAAGCUAUGCACAAUCAUGAGAACUGCAAACAUACCCGAAAUCGGGAGUUCCGCUGUGCCCUCUGCCACUAUUCCACUUACAGUAGCACUGGCCUCUUUAUCCACAAGAGGAAGGCCCAUGGGUAUGUGCCCGGGGAUAAGGGGUGGCAAGAAAACUACGCUGCGAAGGAGAGGGAAAACAACUCAGUGGACUUACUGCAUGGCUUCUACAAGACCCCAGCCAAGAGCUCUGCUGAAGGGCUUGUCAAGCAACUGGAAAAUGUUGCUGGCUCUGCUGGUCAAAAUGAUACCAACCAACCAACCGUAUCUGUCCCAGAAACCAUGGAAGCCUUAAAUACAAAUUAUGAUACAGUCCAAUUGGUUGGCGGCGAAGGAAUUCUGGAAAGUCACUAUUCAACAGAUAAUCAAGAUCAAAGCGGUACAUUUGUUUUGACAGCGGUGUCAAACCCUGUGUGUACUGAGACAUUCCUGCAGGGUGAGACCAAAUGCAGCAGAAACCCAACUAACAGAAGACACACUGUAAAACCUAAAGUGACCCAACCCCUGGGGCAAAUGGCAAAAUCUGCCAGUGAGGUAGGGGAAGAAGACAUUGCUUUAGAAGAUUGCAGUGACCUCAGUGAUUUGGAAGACACAGAAGGUCCUUUUACUUAUUCAAUUAACCAAGCAGAGGUGAAUCACACUGAGAAGGACACACGGAUAACAGACGAUUCCAACACAGCUGGCAACUCGCCCACUGAAAUAUUAGCAAAAAGAACAAGCUCCGAGAUCCGCCUGAAGGCGAUGAGGAAGCAAGACAAAGAUCAAGCGGAGGCUCUGGUCUUGGAAGGCCGGGUGCAGAUGCUGAUGGUACAGAGUAAGACUGUCAAAGGUAGUGUGUACAAAUGCGAACACUGCUCCUACGUGACCCGCAAGCGGAUCUCUCUUCAGCAUCACUCCCGCUCCUUUUGCCUUGCCAGGUGGAACGGACUCAAGUGCCUGGACUGUGGGACACAGUUCAAACAGAAGAGAGGCCUGAACACCCACCAGCUCAGGAAGUGUCCAGCUCUUCGAAAGAAGAUGAGGAGGUUUGUUGGCACGCCAUUGACUGGACAGUGCGCAGGCGGGGACUCGGUGAAAGGUCGGGAGGAAUUACAGCACCCUGAUGAAACUACAAGCGCAGAUCAUUCUGAUGUAGUACCUUGUGAUGUUGAACCGACCGGAGAUCCCAAAGACGGCCAACUAGAAAUGAGAGGAGAGGGUGGAAAUCUAUGUGAUUCAACCAAUCCAGAAAGCUUCACUAAGAGGGGGUCAACAGCACUACGCAAAAGCCAAAGAAUAAAAGUUGGAAUGUCGAAGAGAAGUGUGAAGCUUAGAAAGAUCAAAAAAGGGAACAUUUUUGGAAAGACUGAAAAAGGCCAUCCUGUAAACCCAGAAAAGGACAUUGCACAUAAAUACACAGAGGACAAAAGAUUUACCUGCGAGAUGUGCGGUAUCUCAUCCUGCAGGCUUGCUACUAUAGAGCGGCACUGCAAAACAUGCACAAGUAAAACUUCAACAAAGAAUGCUGGCAAAAUUGGUGAGGAGGAGAACAUAACUGGGGAUUCUGGAGAAGAUGUGGUCAAGAUUAAUCCAAGCCAUAAGUUCUCCUGUCCUAGCUGUCAUUUCAGGUGCAAACAGAAGAGGGCACUAAACAACCAUGAGAAGCGAGGCUGCCUGAAGCCGGACGACAUGCAGUGCCAAGUCUGCUCAUUUGUGGCUAAGUCUCAAAAAACAUUAGCCACCCAUAUGCUAGUCCAUCAGAAAGACAAGUCAUUGCUCCAAAAAAGGGUACAGAAAUCGUUUUUGCAUUGUAACCAUUGCCCGUUUACUUGUAAGCAGGAUCGCCGAAUGACCAAGCAUGUGACUCUAAAGCAUGAAGGUGCCGUACCCUACCACUGUAGCUUCUGCCCUUUCAGCACCACACGGCGCUACCGACUAGACGCCCAUGAGUCUCUUCACACAGGCGUGGGCCGCCACAGCUGCAACCUCUGUGGCCAGACCUUCGGUGUUGCCUCCAAGCUCCGGCAGCACCGCAAGCGUGUCCACGACAAGCAGCCCUCCCAUUUCUGCGCCCUGUGUGACUUCAGUGGCUACUCUCUAAAUGAUGUCCGGCGACAUACUCUCCGCUGCCAUACGGGGGAGCUCCUGUACCCCUGCGGCCAAUGCGAGGCACGCUUCAGCUCUAGCACAGCGCUCAUGCAGCACUGCAGCCGUAAGCACCUGAGCUCCACCAGCAUAGCCUGCCAACAGUGUGACUUCGCCUGCGGUAGCCAGGCCACCCUUAAGAACCACCAGCAGAGGAAGCACCCGCAGCUGGACUGUGCCACCUGUCAGGAGACCUUCGCCACCAGGGAAAGCCUGGAGGAGCACCGGACUUUCCACCUCACCCAGCGAUGCCUGCUUUGCCCCUUUGCAGCCCGAAAGAAACAGACACUCAUCCAGCACCUCCUGGACAAGCAUGAGGAUGGUCCCUCAGAGGACAAGCACCUGAAGUGUGCCAUUUGCGACUUCGCCUGUUGCCACCAGCUGGUCUUCGAGCAGCAUGUUCGCUCUCACGGGGGUACCCGCCUCUACAAGUGCACAGACUGCCAGUACUCAACUCGCAACAAGCAGAAGAUCACAUGGCACAUUCGCAUACACACAGGAGAGAAACCCUACCACUGUGAGCAGUGCAGAUACACCUGUACAGAUCCCUCAAGGUUAAAGUAUCACAUGAGGAUCCACCAGGAUGAGAAGAAGUAUCUCUGUCCUGAGUGUGGCUACAAAUGCAAGUGGAUGAGCCAGCUGAAAUAUCACAUGACCAAACAUACAGGGGAUAAGCCGUAUGCAUGCGAUGAGUGCGAGUACCGCAGCAACCGCAGCGACGCCCUCCGCGUCCACAGGGAGACACGGCACAGUGAAGAGCGCACCUUCAUCUGUGAGAAGUGUGGCAAGGGCUUCAAGACCCGCUUCCUGCUCAAGACACACCAGCGCAAGCACAGCGAGGAGCGGCCCUACGUGUGUGGACUGUGCAACAGAGCCUUCCGCUGGCCAGCUGGCCUCCGGCAUCACUACCUCACGCACACUGACCGUCAGCCCUUCUUAUGCUGCCACUGCCCCUACCGCGCCAAGCAGAAGUUCCAGGUGGUCAAGCACCUCCGGAGGCACCACCCGGAACAGCCUGUUGAGCAGGGGGUAACCAAGGACCCCCAAGCCCUCAGACUUACCCUGCAGGAGGCUCGUAUGGGGGGGCUAGAGGAAGGCGCCAGGGAGGAAGUGGAGGAGGCGCCAGGGGAGGAGGGGGUGGAGAUGAUUUUGCCAGAGGGGGUGGAGUUGGUGGUGGAAGAGGGGGUGGAGGAUGUUAUAGUGGACCAGCAGUGCAGUGAAACAGUUCAGGAUGUUAUACAAGACACUCAACUGGCCCCUGAGAAAACAAAUGUUUUGCUCAUCCAAUCAUGAUGAGGACUGGGCUUUGGUGUUGAAUUCUAUCAACCUUGACAACAAUUUACUAUAACUAGUAUGCAUGUACAUAUUAGACUGCAAAGUACACAAUGGAGGAAAUAAGCAUGUGUGUUUUAGUGUUGUUUAAAACCAUUAUGAAUGGUUUGUAAAAAAAAAAGAAAAAUGUGUCUUAUGUUAAUGAUGUUAGAAGUGUUAUUUAAAGGAAACCUUUUUAAAUAGACAGUUUAAGAUUUUAGUAAUGAACAAUUAUGUCCUUUAUCUAGUCAAUUUAACUUAUAGAAACCUUUUAUAUUAAUCUGCACCCGGUAUGAAUGAAUCUCUUGCAUUCAUCUAAUGAUAGUUCAGUGAGACAAUCCCAUAUCCCAUAUCCAAGUACAUUUUACUCAGAGGUAGUUAUCAGCAGUCAGUGCUUGUGAAAAAAGUUGAAGCAUUAGUUCAUAAAAGAAACUGGUGUUUUUGUUUUGUUAGAUCCUUGGUUAUACUCUUAGCACAAUGACUAGCAUGCUAGCUAUACCCAUAUUAAGUACUUUUAAUGCAUUGCAGUAAUGUUGCAAUGCAAAUAUGUAAAUGCUACAUAUGAUCUACCUUCAAACAGGGAGUUGUGAGAAUGGUAGACUGAUUCAAUUGCCUGGUGAAGAAGAUAAAGGGCCUCAUUGACCAAAUGUGGAAUCAUUCGUUCAAUCUUUUAUAAUAAUGUUUAAUUAAGAAGUCUUAUUUCUCUCUUUAUUUACACAGCUUUAUGCAUUCACAUAACAGUAUAAUACGUUUACAUCAUAAAACCUGAGAUAUUGAUAUAUCUUCAUGUCACACUGAGGAACUGUAUAAAAUGUCUAUGGAA
Messenger RNA from Esox lucius (northern pike), 7222 nucleotides. It is a transcript of the gene znf142, whose product is annotated as zinc finger protein 142. Lineage: Eukaryota; Metazoa; Chordata; Actinopteri; Esociformes; Esocidae. The transcript has 7 exons. The coding region runs from base 952 to 6381 and encodes 1809 amino acids. Gene Ontology annotation, biological process: regulation of transcription by RNA polymerase II. The record is from RefSeq and is a predicted model, not a curated record. Gene Ontology annotation, cellular component: nucleus. Gene Ontology annotation, molecular function: DNA-binding transcription activator activity, RNA polymerase II-specific; RNA polymerase II cis-regulatory region sequence-specific DNA binding.